AAAUGACUGAGCAGCUCCAACCCAUCUCAGAUUGGUUAAGUGGACGGUGCGCGCGGAGCGGCGCGUGAGGACAGCAACCGUGCUGACAGCGGAUGUUUUCACAGCUAAACAUGAACGAAUUGUCUCGGUCUGGUCGUUGUUUUCAACCCUUUUUGCCUCGGACCUUCAACUUAAACCUCAAUUAAAGUGUCGUUGUGUGGUGGCGGUGCUCCGCUCAUCCCGGGACCGGACUUAAGCCACCUCCAGCGGACGGAAUAACUGUUCUCCCUCACCUCGAGAAGUCCCGCGAGGACCCGAAAGACCUUGUGAAGUUUUUAUUUCGCUGAUUUAUUUAUUUUUUUUCGUCGAAAACUCUGUCCGUCCUUUCUCCAAGGCGAUCGGCUCCUUCAAAUAAUGGACCGAGUAUGCUGACAUUUGGACUACCUUGAUUCGGUUUUAAUCGGGUUUUGUCGAUAUCUCAGACUGAAAUGCAGCCCUGUAUCAUUUUCCUCGGCUUGUUCCUCACCGCAGCUCGAUCCCAAGAUAUCUAUCCCUUAAAGCCAUCAUCCUCUAUCAGCGAGUCCUGUGACUCCCUGUGCUCCUGCGAGGCGAAAGAUGGCAUCCUUCAUCUCAACUGUGAGCAGAGGAACAUCAGCAAAAUCUCCCAAAUCGAAAUCCCGUCAGGUGUCCCCUUUCAUCUGAACCUUUACAAGAACGACUUGGUUGAGCUGCGUGCCGAGGAAAUGGAGGGGCUUAAGGGCGCCCUUUCGCUGCACAUUGGGGGUAAUAGCAUACAAGAGCUGGAACCGGGGGUCUUUAGCACCCUUGGUUCAUUGAAAAAGCUCCACAUAAAUAGUAACUUUCUUGUAACACUGAAAGAGGACACUUUCCAAGGCCUGGUGAAUUUAGAGUUUCUCCAGGCUGACACCAAUUUCAUUCGGGUCAUCGAGCCUGGGGCCUUCAACAAACUGAUCCGCCUCAAAGUCCUGAUCCUCAACGACAAUUCCAUCGAGUUUUUACCCGACAACAUCUUCCGCUUCGUGCCCCUCACACACCUGGACCUGAGAGGCAACAAGCUCAAGAGCCUACGAUAUGUGGGGUUUUUGGAGCACAUAGGACGAAUAAUGGAGCUUCUCCUGGAGGACAACAACUGGACGUGUGACUGUGAAAUCCUUCAUUUGAAAAUUUGGAUGGAGAACAUGAGGGCGCAGUCUGUCAUCGGGGAUGUGGUCUGCAGCUCACCUCAGCACCUCAAAGGAACCAUUCUGGCCAAAGUAAAGCGGGACGUUCUGUGUCCGUCACAUACAGAAAUCAACCUGGGGGAUUCUUACAAGUCCCUGGACAUGGUCGUUACUCAAAUUCCCAAAUUGACCAACAGUGACGCAGGGGUGUCAACACCAUCUCACCACCCCAGCAGUCCUUGUACGGAGCACUGUUCCUGUCACAACCACCCUGUGGCGGGGUUUCUGAUGCACUGUCAGGACCGGGGAAUCCAGAAGGUGUCCGAUAUCGGAAUACUCCAACAAAGUCCCACUAAACUGGUCAUGACAGGAAAUAUGAUUCAGAAACUCUUGAAAUAUGACUUUGUCACGUACGACAGCUUGGAGCUGCUCAACUUGGCCAACAACAGAAUUGACUACAUCGACAACGAGACGUUCCUGAGCCUGAGCAGUUUAAAAAAGCUAUAUCUGAAUGGAAACCGAAUCGAGAAGCUGUUCUCCACCAUGUUCAUGGGACUUCACAACCUAGAAUACCUGUACCUGGAAUAUAACAUUAUCAAAGAAAUUUCCCCAGGCACGUUGAACCCCCUGCCAAACCUGAAGCUGUUGUCAUUAAAUAACAACCUGCUGAGCUCUCUCCCAGCUCAGAUAUUCCGCAACGUGCCCCUCUCCAAAUUAAACCUGGGAAAAAACCUGCUCAUGCACCUGCCGGUGAGCAACGUGCUGGAUCAGCUUGACUCACUGGAGCAGAUUUAUUUAGAGGACAACCCCUGGGACUGCAGCUGUGAUUUGCUCAGCCUCAAACAAUGGGUGGAGAAGCUGAGGAAGGAUACAGUGUUGGGACGCAUUUUGUGUCACACUCCAAAGAAAGUUAUGCAGCUCGAGUUGAGAAGUCUUCAUCAUGAGACGCUUUGUCCCGGUUUAGGGACCUACCAUCCUGUGCCUUCGGCUGGUGCGGAUCCCACACGAGAACCCGGCGGGGGUGGUAUUCUCCCCCUAAUCACUGAAAAGAUCCCGCUCUCUGUGCUCAUACUGAGCCUCCUCAUCAUCAUGCUCAUGAUUAUAUUCUGCUCUGCCGGAUUGGUGGUGUUCGUGGUGCACCGGCGGCGACGCAGGGCAAAGAAGAAAGCAGCUGAGGAACCGCCACGGGAGAACAACAGCAGUUCCCCCAUCCACCUCCAUUACAGCAUGUAUGGGCAGAAGACAACUCACCACACCGUGUCGCAGAGAACCGGCUCCGCCACCCUCUACGACGAUAGGUCCCACAGCCCCAUCGUGCAGAUCUGCCGCAACCCCACCUACUGCGCCCAACACAAGGGGCACAACGCCAACCUGGAUUACAGCCUGGAGGACACCAGCACCAAGCAUCACCUCUGCCGAAGCCUGAUGGAGAAGGAGAACACCUCCCCCCUCACGGGGAGCUCAAAGUUCAGAGUUGAAGACUGCUCCGCUGAGUUUGUCACUCUUGGGACGCCCAGCUCCCUGUACCGGAACAUUCUGGAGAGGGAAAAGGACCUGCAGCAGCAGCUCGGAAUUACAGAGUACUUCAGGAAAAACCUGCCCCAGCUCCAGUCUGCCGUGGACAUGCAGGUCCCCGGGCACCAGGAGGAGCUCAAGCUCAUGGAGACAAUAAUGUACACAAGACCUCGCAAGGUCAUGGUAGAGCAAACUAAGAAUGAGUACUUUGAGCUGAAAGCGAACCUCCACACUGAACCGGACUACUUGGAGGUUCUGGAACACCAAACUGCAUUUAAGUGAAGCAGGAAAGACAUUCAUCAUGUUCAAGUGCCUUGUUGAGUUGCCCCUCUUGUACUUUCCACAGUGUGAAUUGUAUAAAUAUAUAAAUAGAUCUAUCAUGGGCACACCUUUUAAAUCGUAGCACAGAAUGUUACUUUUCUUGUAGCCGGUGAAAGGUGUCAUCAUUCUAGCCAAACGCAGGUCAAAGGAAGCCGUCUGUGGAGGAGGAUCGGGUCGAAACCCACUGUGAAAUCCACUCAAUCAGCUUUUUACAUGUGAUUAAAUUUUCAUGGUGUUACGGCAACCAAGCGAAUUGAUCCACCCCUCCCCUCCACCCUCUCCCGACUCACUCGCAGGAUAAAGCAGAUGUUCGGAGAGAAUUGAGUGAAUUUCAAUCGGAGCUUGACCCAGAAUUGUGCUUAAUCAGUCGAUCCUGAUUCCGGCCCUGACCUGAUUACACCCCCCGUCAACCCCGGGAGCGGCUUCGGCUCCGGAGCCAGGAUGCUCGUCGUGCCGUAGAGUCAGCAAACUGUACAUGGGAGUGUGGUUCCUGACGGAUGAUUGAUCCAACACAUUGCAGAGCUGCAGUCAGAGGAUUUUAUUUUUAUACAAGCUGCUUAUAUUCACAUGAAAGAUGUAUCUUCUCUUUUGUUUCAGUCAGAAAGCCGAGCACUUGGAGUGCAACAUAUAUACGACAUUGCACUACGGAGAUGCCAUAAGAUGGUGCAUGACAAUCAACAGAGUCCUGCUGAAAUGUUCUUAUUUUUGCUUGAAGGAAUGAGCCACUGUAUGGUUUAGUCUAAGUUUGUGUCCGUUAUUUUUAUGUCAGAAUUCGGAUUCAGGAACACGACCCCAACGAUCCCCGCCCCCCCAAAAGCUCCGGUUUUCUACCAUCUGAAACCGAACGACGCCUCUCUGCUUUAAAAGCAUCAGACGGCUGAAAACCGACAUCGUUCAUGUAGAGUUCAUGUAAGCACACACACACCCUGUAGCUUUUCUACUUAAAAGAGUGAAUUAUUUAUUCUGUAUAUUUUGUAUAUAUUAUAUAUUUGGGUUUUGUGUGCCUUCAGUGCUGUACAGAAUCUAAAACAGAAGUUGUAACUGAAACAGGAAAUAAAGAGUUGCAAUACGA
Molecule: messenger RNA, 4068 nt
Organism: Nothobranchius furzeri (turquoise killifish)
Lineage: Eukaryota; Metazoa; Chordata; Actinopteri; Cyprinodontiformes; Nothobranchiidae
Gene: slitrk6
Product: SLIT and NTRK-like family, member 6
Biological process (GO): positive regulation of synapse assembly; axonogenesis; regulation of presynapse assembly
Cellular component (GO): membrane
Molecular function (GO): protein binding
Source: RefSeq, a predicted model, not a curated record